CGGGAGCCCCCGCCCGCGGAUGGCUCCGACUGCACGUUCCCCAUUUCUGACGGAGCUCGGAGACUGGUCAGAAAAAUUUACUCCAGUCAGCCUGCCAGGGCCGUGGGGACCCUACGAGGCUGGCUGUACUUGAUCUAAUGUGUCCGCACCGGCCCCGCCCCUGUUCUCCAAGAUCCGAUCAGGCCCAAGUCCUUAGGUCGCACUCCUGUUCCCCGACCUUCGACACUCACGCCUUCUUUCCCAUGUCCCCAACACAGCUGCUGUUCAGAUACUUCAGUACCAGCCCCAUUAUGUACUAAGGUUCCAUGCCUGUCCCCUUGGCUGGUCAUGCUGAUCCCUCAGUCCUCUCCUCUAACUCUCCGACUCCCCGCCUCUCUCUAGAGCACCUGGGUCCCGCCCUCUUCCCAGGCAGCGGCAGAUCCUCAGGCCUCACCCCUAAACCUCUUCCCGCUCCAGGUCUAUCUACUAGCUGGCAUCCACACUCAAGCUCCACCCCUGUCCCCAAGCUCCGCCCUGGCCCCGCCUCCCCCCAGAGGAGCCAACUCACAGAGUCCUCCAGCCGACUAGAGUUCAGACCGCGGCCCCCUGGGCCCGGGGCAGGGCAGGGAACUGCCGUAGCAGAAAAUAACCGAAAAGAACGGGGGUGCGGGUGAAGGCAAGUGGGCGCGACAACUAGGGCAGACCCCGAGAUCUAGGCCCCGCCCCGGGAGCUCGAGGCCCCGCCCUCCUGCGAGCUCGCGGGAGCCCAGCACCUUACGAACCUGGGUCUCUCCUUGAAAUACUCCGAGGUCUUCUUCCUCGCCCCCAGGCUUUCUGGUUCUAAGCUCCACCCCUUUGGGUUGUUCUCCUUAGCCCCUCCCCUUUAGAAUGCUCCGCCCCUCUCCUUAUUCCCUCCCGAGGCCCCGCCCACGCAAACACCAAUGCGUCGCUCCUCCCCUUUGGACCUCUCAUCUGCCCCGCCCCUAAGGCAAUUUACCUCUAAGCUCCGCCUUUUUAAGACCGGGCAACAACGCUUCCCAAGACCCUCUCCUUCCCCCGGGGCGCCGAGAAGGCCCAUCCACCGUGGGCCCGCCCCUUCGUGACGCACGCACUAGUCCUCGCCUGCAGCAUCCAAACCUCCUUAUACCCAGGCCCUCCAACCCCACCCACUUGGGAAGGCUCCCCUCUCGCCCCACCCCUUAUCGAACCCUGCCAGGCACCCAGCCCCUCCUAUUUCGAAGCCACAGCGUAGACCACCGCCUCUUUAGAACUUUGAGACCAGUCCCUGUCCCUGCCCCUGUCCCCUCCUCAUAGCAUUAGAGACCAAUGGCGCAGAUGGGUGGAAAAGUGGGGGAUCCCCUCUGGAUCUUAAGAAAAUGGGGGCUGGGGGGUUGCUCUCUGGAGCUAGUGCCGGGCUCUAGGACCCAGCAGGCAAGUAAGCCCGCCUCGCUCUUACCCCUCCCCCAAGCCGCCCCUUCCCCCCCCACCCAUCUUCCAGGUUCCCCCUCCCUCCCCCCUCGCCCCGGCUCCCGGUGCCCGUCUCCAGCGCCGCCGGAGCCAGCCAGGGAGCCGGAACGAAAAGGAGGAGGAGGAGGCCGCGUCGCCGCCGCUCGGAGCCCGGCCGGAGCCUCGCAGGCAGGUACAUGGUGCGGGUCCGAGCUGUGGUGAUGGCCCGAGAUGACUCCAGUGGGGGCUGGCUGCCUGUGGGGGGCGGGGGCCUCAGCCAGGUGAGCGUGUGUCGGGUCCGAGGGGCCAGGCCCGAGGGGGGGGCCCGCCAGGGGCACUACGUCAUCCACGGGGAGCGCCUCCGGGACCAGAAAACGACCUUGGAGUGUACCCUGAAGCCAGGCUUGGUUUACAACAAGGUGAAUCCCAUCUUUCACCACUGGAGCCUGGGUGACUGCAAGUUUGGACUGACGUUUCAGAGCCCUGCAGAGGCUGAUGAGUUCCAGAAGAGCCUGCUGGCUGCGCUGGCCGCGCUGGGUCGAGGCUCACUCACCCCCUCCUCCUCCUCCUCCUCCUCCUCUCCUUCCCAGGAUACUGCAGAGACCCCCUGCCCUCUGACGUCCCACGUGGACAGCGACUCCUCCUCCAGUCACAGCCGCCAGGAGACGCCUCCCAGCGCCGCUGCGGCCCCCAUCAUCACGAUGGAGUCAGCUUCAGGCUUCGGGCCGACCACGCCCCCCCAGCGCCGCCGCUCCUCCGCUCAGAGCUACCCUCCGCUUCUACCGUUCACGGGGAUUCCGGAGCCCUCAGAGCCCCUGGCAGGGGCAGGGGGCCUGGGGUGGGGCGGCCGCGGCUACGAGGAUUACCGGCGCUCCGGGCCACCCGCGCCCCUCGCCCUGUCCACCUGCGUCGUGCGCUUCGCCAAGACUGGCGCGUUGAGGGGCGCUGCCCUGGGGCCCCCAGCGGCACUACCUGCCCCUUUGACCGAGGCUGCGCCCCCAGCGCCCCCCGCUCGCCCACCCCCCGGCCCGGGCCCAGCCUCUGCGCCUGCCAAGGCCUCCCCGGAGGCGGAGGAGGCAGCGCGCUGCGUGCACUGCCGCGCGCUCUUCCGUCGCAGAGCAGACGGGCGUGGCGGCCGCUGCGCAGAGGCUCCGGACCCGGGUCGCCUCCUGGUGCGCCGUCUGAGCUGCCUGUGGUGCGCCGAGAGCUUGCUCUACCACUGCCUGUCGGACGCCGAGGGCGACUUCUCGGACCCGUGCGCCUGCGAGCCGGGCCACCCGCGCCCCGCCGCGCGCUGGGCCGCGCUGGCCGCGCUCUCCCUGGCAGUGCCCUGCCUCUGCUGCUACGCGCCCCUGCGCGCGUGCCACUGGGUCGCAGCGCGAUGCGGCUGCGCCGGCUGCGGGGGUCGCCACGAGGAGGCUGCGCGGUGAGGAUGGCCUGGUGGGUCCCAUAGCCGGCCCGAGGACCCAAAAUUGAGGGUCCAGGACCCCGGACUCCGUUCGGACCUAAAACCCAAACCUAGGCACAUCCGGAACUUGGAGCUUGAGUUUGGAUUGAGAGAUCUCAGACCUGGAACCUGGAACCCAAACCUAGGACUGAGAGACCCCAGCCCCAGCUUCACUGGGAUGUCUGUCUAAGAGGUCCCAGGCGUCCUGAGUUCUGGCGUUCCCCCACCCCCACACCCCACGAGGAGGCUCCAGGCGUCCCCAUACUUUGCAUCUCAGAAGAGCCAGGGAGCGCAUAGAUCCCGGAAAGGGCAGGUCCCUGUUGAAAUGAACAACCUAGACCCCGGUCACGCCUGGCACCAUGUCCCUCAGAGUACAGCCCCACAAUUAGUCAGGACUUGCCCAUACCUGGCUCUGCCUUUAUUCAACUCCCAGAUCAGAUCUUGAGACCAUAGGACCUAGAGUCACCCACAAACAGUUCCUGAAUGUUCACCUAAGACCUGGUGCCCCCACAUCUGAGACAUUCUCAUAGUCCCAGGACCGCUGAGACAGCAGGACCCCCGAGACAGUUUCGAACAGAGUUUGAAACCGUUAUGCUCUGGUAUCUCCAGAUGCUGCCUCCCAAAUCUACCCAGGACUGAGUGCCCACAGACCUGGCCUCCAGUCCGGGAACACUGAAGUCUAAGAUGUCCAGGAAACUCCUAGACACCCUGGGACCCCAGACUCUUAAGAUGCUCUGAGUGCUCGGAUAUACUCAAACACGAGAUGUUCUCUUACCAAAAUGACUUGGGAGACCCAUCCCAGAGCCCCCAAGAUCCAGAUAUCAGACACCAAGAUCCUCCAUAGGUCCACCCACCCCCAAGCCAGGGUUCUCAGGAGCUUUGGAUAUCAUUUGUAGGACUCAGAGGUGCCUGGGGUCCUCAGAUGUGUGACUGAAGGCCACCAACACCUCAGGACCCGAGAUACUGGUCUCAAGAUCUCAAAUAGCCCUCUCUUGCAGUCCCUCCUGGACCUGGAUUUUGAGACCCCAAAUGUCCUGGAAUCUUCAGCUUCUUUCUACCCACAGAUUCCCAACCCCUUAAAGGCUGGGAGUCCAGCUCCCAGAAGAGGGGAUGCUCAUGGUGACCCAGACCUCUGACCCCCUUGGCCCUCAGCCCUUGAGUGACCCCAAGGUAUUUUAGGAGCACUGGAUCCAAUACCCCAAAGGUGCCACUGACCCCUGAAUGCAAGGCUCAAGACCCUACAACAUUGGGAUUAUUCCUGAUCCAAGACCUUCGUCCCUCCAUGCCAGACGCAUUCAGAUUCCAGGUGCCCCAAGACCCCAGCACUCUCAGACCCCAGAUUUCUUUGGAUUCAAACCUCUCUAGCCUGAUGAACCCCAAGUUGCCUCUACACCUGAUUCCCCCAACCCCACUUGUCCAACCUCGGAGACCUACUGCCCCUUGAAUCCUGCCAUCCAAGCCCCCAAAACCCCAAGGUUCCAGACUCUGGAAUUCUGGUCCCAAGGAUCCCAGCCCAAGCCCCCAGCAAUCCUCAGAAUUACCCCUUUAUCUUAGGGUGGGAUCCCUACCAUUUGGAACUCACUGUAGUACCACCCAGGGUGGGGCGCAGUGGCUCAUGCCUUGUAAUCCCAGCACUUUGGGAGGCCAAGGAAGGAGGAUUGCUUAAGGCCAGGAGUUUGAGACCAGCCUGGGCAAUAUAGUGAGACCCUGUCUCUAAAAAAAAAAAAAAGGACCAAAUAGGAGCUCCCUCACUGUCACGUCUAGGACCCAGCAUUGUCACAGAUGAUUAUGCAGGGUCUUCAUUAAGUGAAGGCACACAGCCCAGCGUUUCCAGGAGCUGGAAGUCACACCAGUCUGCUGGUCACUCUGUGCUCUCAGAAGAAGUGUGUGCAAUGGAACCUUUCAGACUAGUUAUGGCUCUGCUGUCCCACAGCCCCCAGCCUUGUAGACCUUCCUUCAAGCCCAACCUUAAUUCCUAGUCCAGGUUCAAGUCCCACCUUUUAUGUUCUCCCCCUCCAUUAACCCUUUCUCUUCCUAUUUAUUUAUUUUGAGACAGAGUCUCGCUGUAUCACCUAGGCUGGAGUGCAGUGGCACAAUCUCGGCUCACCACAGCCUCCCCCUCCUGGGUUCAAGCCAUUCGUCUGCCUCAGCCUCCCGAGUAGCUGGGAUAGCAGGCAUGUGCCACCACACCCGGCUAAUUUUUUGUAUUUUGAGUAGAGACAGAGUUUCACCAUGUUGGCCAGGAUGAUCUCAAACUCCUGACCUCGUAAUCCACCUGCCUCAGCCUCCCAAAGUGCUGGGAUUGCAGGCAUGAGCCACUGCACCUGGCUCUCUUCCACUUUAGAGUUAGAAGUUGCUUCAGGAAGUUUGAAAGCCUGUUUCGUGGCCCACUGAGUCUCUUCUUCUGUGCAAGGGGGGGUGCCACAGGCUUUUUUUCCCCCAAGUGAAAUGGGGCUUCCAGCAGAUUGAAGAUCUGCUGUGCUGUAUGGGGGCCUCAAGGUCUUGGAGCAAGACAGUCUCAGUGUUGUAUGGGCUUGGGACCUUCAUCUGGCCCCAAGCAUCUGGAGCUGUGCACUUAACCUUUCUUCAUUACCCAGACUUGGAUGGCCUUGUUGGGGUUCAAGGGAUAGGUCCUCUGUCUCUUCCUUUAAAUUAUUAACUAUUUAUUACAUCCGGAACCUGUGAGAUUCAGCACUCCCAACCAGACACUGGGAUGGGUGAGAGAAAAGCAGGGGUGUCUCUCCCCUCCCCACUCUGCCCAGCUCUCAUCACUGUCAGACCCACCAGAGCUGAGGGUGGAGGGAUUGGGGGCUGGGGCAGCCGGGUCCCCAUGCCCCUCUCUGUGCCUCGGUCUCCCCCCUUCCAUGGUGGGCGGGGGGGAAGCUCCAUUCUUAACCUACCUCGUUUUGGGGAGGGGUGGGACGGGGGACCAGAGUGCUGUACGGUGCUGUGGGAUCUGCAGAUGAGGCGGUGGGGGCUGGGGAGAGGUCCCCUGGCCACCACUUCCCAGCAGCGCCUCUCCCAGGUCCCCCAGUCCUGCUCCCUGCUGAGACCCACCUCUGAUCCAUGAUUCGCCUUCAUUGCCCCCAAAUCAGGGGUGCAUGGAGGGCCUCCCUGGGAGCCGGGCAGACCUCAGACCCUGGAGCCCCCAGGCCCAAUUUCCCAGCCGCUUGCCCCUCAGAUCGGAUGCUUGGCCCCCAGAUUUGGGGGAGGCACCCCAACAUAUAUCUUCCUGAUCUUGAUUCUAAGCCAGUCUGUGACCUCAAUAUUGUUAGUGUCAGUGCAGGCUGAAGUGGUGGGGGAGGAUGGGGGCCAAAGACCCAGCCUUGUCAUCGGGGGAGGGGGCACGAGAUCUGCUCCAAGAAAUGUCUGUGACAAAGUCUCAGCCUGUGUUAUUUAUUUGCCUCUGUGCACCCCACCCACUCACCUUCCUGAACUGCUAAA
Messenger RNA from Symphalangus syndactylus (siamang), 6316 nucleotides. RefSeq names its product sprouty related EVH1 domain containing 3 (gene SPRED3). The record is from RefSeq and is a predicted model, not a curated record. Gene Ontology annotation, cellular component: cytosol; membrane. Gene Ontology annotation, biological process: negative regulation of Ras protein signal transduction; negative regulation of MAP kinase activity; multicellular organism development. Gene Ontology annotation, molecular function: protein kinase binding. NCBI's taxonomy places the organism in Eukaryota, Metazoa, Chordata, Mammalia, Primates, Hylobatidae.